AUGGCCGAGAAAGAGAAGCACAAGGAGGAGAAGUGGGAGAAGAGGUGUGCCUUCGAGGAGCGCAAGAUCGCCCUAGAGGAGCAAAAGAGGAAGGAUGAGAGGACCGCUGAGGAUGACCUGCUCAUGAUGAUGAAUCCGGAGGGCAUGGAUGCAAUGACAAGAGAAUUUUGGGAAUUGAAAAGAAUGGAGAUCAUGUGCCAGAGAAAGAUGGAGCUUCAAAAUAUUAUGGCCGGUGGUGGUGUUGGGUUUGGAGGGUGUUUUACUUUCGGCAAUGUUGGUGGUGGCGGCUUCGGCAUGGGUGGUGGAGGGUUCGACAAUGGUGGUGGAGGUGGGUUUGGAGUUGGUGGAAGGUUCGACAUCGGGGGUGGUGUUUGCUUCGGCAAUGGUGGUGGUGGUGGGUUUAGAGGUGGUGUUGGUUUCGACAUUGGGGAUGGUGGUGGUGAAGUUUUUGGCAAUGGUGAUGGAGGUGGGGUUGGUGCUUCGGCAAACCAUGUGGAUGGUGCUGGUCAUCCUCAUUCUCCGGACUAA
Messenger RNA from Aegilops tauschii subsp. strangulata, 528 nucleotides. The record is from RefSeq and is a predicted model, not a curated record. Lineage: Eukaryota; Viridiplantae; Streptophyta; Magnoliopsida; Poales; Poaceae.